GCCGGCCGAGGAAUCUUCCGGCUGCUCCGUAAUGGGUCCGUCUUCGAGAUUGACUUGUUUCGUCGUGAAAAGUAAUAAUGGCGAUGGUGGUGGAGCCACUUUCUUUAAUAUUUAUUAAUCUCUCCACUCCGUCCACAUUAAUUGUAUUUUCCUCCUCCAAUCUUCUUCUUACGUUCACUAUCUUUAACUGAUUUGAGUGAUUGUUUGUGCUGUUCGACCUACCUGUAUUGAUCCGAAACGACCAUGACCGGCGGAGAUUUCGCCACCGCCAGCAACGUCGGCGGAAACUUCGAUGCCAAGAUCACUCCGAUUGUCGUCACUUAUGGGUUCAUGGCCGCCACCGCUGGCCUCAUGUUCGGCUACGACGUCGGCGUUUCAGGUGGGGUGACGUUCAUGCGACCGUUCUUGAAGAAGUUCUUCGCAGGGGUAGAGGAAGGGGGAAAUGGUAAUUACUGCCAAAACGACAACUGGAGACUGCAACUGUUCACGUCGUCUUUAUAUCUGGCAGGGAUGACAGCGACAAUACUCGCCGCUUAUACGACAAGGAAGUUUGGGAGAAGGACGAGUAUGCUCGUAGCUGGCAUCUUCUUCCUUUGUGGAACUGCGUUCAGUGCAGGUGCUCAGGAUCUGGCCAUGCUCAUUAUUGGAAGACUUUUGCUUGGUUGUGGGGCUGGCUUUGGUAACCAGGCAGUGCCAGUGUUCCUUUCCGAAAUGGCGCCGACAAGGAUACGUGGAGCAAUGAAUAUACUGUUUCAGCUGAACGUGACCAUCGGCAUCCUCUUCGCUAACCUCGUCAGCUAUGGCACCAGCAAGAUAAAAGGUGACUGGGGAUGGAGGGUGUCUCUUGGAAUGGCGGGAGUACCGGCGGUGCUGCUGACGGUGGCGGCAUUGCUGGUGGCGGACACUCCAAACAGUCUGAUAGAGAGAGGACACAUUGAAGAAGGAAAAGAGGUUCUGAGAAAGAUCAGAGGUACAGACAACAUUGAUGCUGAGUUCAGGCAGUUGCUUGAGGCAAGCCAGGUGGCCAUUCAGGUGAACCACCCUUUCUGCAACCUCUUCAUUCGCCGGAACCAACCUCGACUUAUCAUCACCGUCGCUCUUCAGAUCUUCCAGCAAUUAACAGGCAUCAACGCUAUCAUGUUCUAUGCUCCAAUCCUCUUCACGACGCUAGGCUUCAAAAACGACGCUUCCCUCUACUCCGCCGUGAUCACCGGCGCCGUUAACCUCUUCUCCACCUUGAUCUCCAUCUACGCCGUCGACAUGGUCGGCCGCCGCAUGCUCCUCCUGGAAGCCGGCGUCCAAAUGUUCCUCUCGCAACUAGUGAUCGCCGUCAUCCUGGCAAUCAACGCCAGGGAUCGGCCCACGGACCUCUCAAAAGGCCUGGCCAUCUUCGUGGUGGUCAUGGUGUGCACCUUCGUCUCCUCCUUCGCCUGGUCGUGGGGCCCACUGGGGUGGGUCAUACCGGCGGAGACCUUCCCGUUGGGGGCUCGAUCUGCGGGCCAAAGCGCGACCGUCUUCACGAACUUCCUCUUCACAUUCGUGAUCGUGCAGUCGUUUCCGUCGAUGCUGUGCCAUUUGAGGUAUGGGAUCUUCCUGUUCUUCUCGGUGUGGGUGCUGAUUAUGUCGUUGUUUAUGAUGCUGCUUUUGCCGGAGACGAUGAACGUCCCUAUUGAGGACAUGACGGACAGGGUUUGGAAGCAACAUCGGGUGUGGAAGAGAUUUGUUGAAUAAAAAGAUGACGACUUUGAUCACCAACUCGAAAUGAAUGAUACGAUGCUGAUAAUUGAUCCCACAAAACGUAGGGUUUGUUUUUACCUUCUUGCCAGGCACAACUAUCCUUAUAUUGAAUGCGAUCUUGUUCGAGUAACAUCUUUUUGCAGUCUUUCCGAGUCAUUGUAGAGAGCUAGAUACGGACACUUUUUCCGGUAAAUUUCAUCAUGCUGUGAGGGACCAGUACUUCCUAUGGACCCAAACCGGUUGGGAAAAUGUAGAGUCUGGUGAAGAUAUUGACUGGAAAUAGAUCAAGAGAAGUGUGAAAAAGUAACACCUUGACUGACUCCAUCUCGUAGAGACAGUGAAUUUCACCUACUCUUGCUUUUGGAUUUCUUAUCUUUGUUUUUUCAAAUUAAAAAACAAAAUUGUAUAGUGGAAUAUGUUGAUUUUGUUUUGUGAUCA
Molecule: messenger RNA, 2175 nt
Organism: Neltuma alba
Lineage: Eukaryota; Viridiplantae; Streptophyta; Magnoliopsida; Fabales; Fabaceae
Product: sugar transport protein 13
Exons: 5
Coding region: 244-1731 (495 amino acids)
Biological process (GO): monosaccharide transmembrane transport
Cellular component (GO): membrane
Molecular function (GO): monosaccharide transmembrane transporter activity
Source: RefSeq, a predicted model, not a curated record